Molecule: messenger RNA, 480 nt
Organism: Cylindrotheca closterium
Lineage: Eukaryota; Bacillariophyta; Bacillariophyceae; Bacillariales; Bacillariaceae
Source: the annotation of a GenBank genome assembly
AUGUCUACUGCUGCUACAUUUGCCCGGUCCAUCGCACGCCGUUCCGUUGCUAGAACCUUGAGAACUCAAGUCGUUGCUCCCCAAUUCGCAUCACUCCGAUUUGCCUCCACGUACUACACUCCCGCUCACGAAUACAUCACCGUCGACGGAGGUGUUGGUACCGUUGGAGUAACUGACUUUGCCCAGGCUGCUUUGGGUGACAUUGUCUUUGUUGACCUUCCCGAGCUUGAGGAUGAAUUCGAAAAGGGAGAGUCCUUUGGCAGUGUCGAGUCCGUCAAGGCUGCUUCUGACGUCUAUGCCCCCGUCACUGGAAGUGUAACGGAAAUUAACGAUACUUUGACUGACGAACCCGCCUUGGUCAACACUGGUGCUGAAGAUGAUGGUUGGUUCAUCAAGAUGACUAUCAGCGAUGAAAGUGAAUUGGAAUCCCUCAUGGAUGAAGCCGCUUACAAGGAACACUGCGAGAAGGAAUCCAGCUAA